This is a messenger RNA of Cricetulus griseus (Chinese hamster), 1672 nucleotides long. NCBI's taxonomy places the organism in Eukaryota, Metazoa, Chordata, Mammalia, Rodentia, Cricetidae. The record is from RefSeq and is a predicted model, not a curated record.
CGCCUCCCGGUCAGCGGGCGCAGGCUGUGGAAGCAUGGCAGUCGCUGAGGCGGAGGUGGUGUCAGCUCUGACUGCAGACUCUGCAGGGACAGCCGCCACCCCUGGAGCCGCAGCCGCCCCGCAAGCCCAGCUCUCCAAGGCCGCCCUGGCUGCUAAGCUGUUGUCGCUCAGCGGCGUGUUCGCCGUGCACAAGCCCAAGGGGCCCACGUCAGCCGAGCUGCUCAAUCGGCUGAAGGAGAAGCUGCUGGCAGAAGCUGGGAUGCCUUCCCCAGAGUGGAACAAGAGGCAAAGGCAGACGUUGAAGAUUGGACACGGAGGGACGCUGGACAGUGCUGCACAAGGUGUUCUGGUGGUUGGGAUUGGAAGAGGAACAAAAAUGUUGACCAGUAUGUUGUCGGGGUCCAAGAGAUACAUUGCCAUUGGAGAAUUGGGGAAAGCAACCGACACGCUGGAUUCUACCGGGAAGGUAACCGAUGAGAAGCCAUACGAUAAAAUAACACAAGAAGAUAUUGAAGGCAUUCUGCAGAAGUUUACUGGGAAUAUAAUGCAAGUACCCCCACUCUACUCUGCACUGAAGAAGGAUGGGCAGAGGUUGUCAACGCUCAUGAAGAGAGGCGAAGCUGUGGAGGCCAGACCCGCCAGGCUAGUGACUGUGUACAGCAUCGCCCUCCUGAGGUUCCAGCCACCGCUCUUCACACUGGAUGUUGAAUGCGGAGGCGGCUUCUACAUCAGAAGCUUGGUCAAUGACAUUGGCAAAGAACUCUCUUCCUGUGCCCACGUGCUGGAGCUGACCCGCACCAAACAGGGGCCGUUUACACUUGAAGAGCAUGCCCUCCCCGAAGACAGAUGGACCAUUGAUGACAUCGCACAGUCCCUUGAACACUGCACAUCUCUUUUGCCAGAUGAGUUGGCAUUUAAAAAACCAAAAUCUGAGAAAUCCAGUGACCAGGCUUUAAGCUAUGAAUACAUUACUCUAAGUGAGACAAAGAGGGAAGAGGAUGAAAUUAAGACACUCUGAGGCCAGCCUGGGUGUGUGCCCUGACGUCUUAGUGUUGCUGAACGAUGAAUGUGAUUGGAUUCAGAUAAAUCAGCUUUCUGAAUUUGAUCUUUCCUUAGUCUUUUUCAUAUGAAAAAGUAAACAAUUUUCUAAUUACGGAAGACAGGUAGUCCUGUUAGUCUCACAGAAGUGAGUAUACGGAGUGUCAAUGUUUGCUUUGUUUAAACUGCCAGGGGCUUCCAUUGUUCUGAAAUUCCUUGGGUAUACAUGAAGUGUUCAGUAUUGAACUGUUCCGUGUGUUUGCAGAGCUCAUGGCUGUUGUGAAGCAUGGGACUGAUGGACUAUACUCAUCUGUGGCUGUUUCUUAAAUCUUGAAAAUGAGUGUGGUUUCCUAAUAGACAUUUGCAAACGCACAAACUUCUGUUCUACCCCAUCAGAAAGUAAUAGGUCCACACAUUCAGAAUCCUCAUCUCCAGUUUAGAGCAGAACUCGGCUCCUGUAGCUGUGUAUUGUGGCAGCUGUUUCUGUGGUCAACCACAUUGUAUUAAAUUACAUUGUAUUAAUACAUUGUAUUAAUUUACUAAAUACAUUGUAUUAGAUUACUAAAAAUGUGAUUUUUAGGCUAUACACUAAAGAAUGUAUCUUGGAUUAAAAUUCUCUCCUGCCUGCUUGUUA